CUUCCUAGCGACUACGUACUAUGGCCGAAACAAACCUAAACCAACUAGCUUACGUAACCAACAAGAUAUGACAGAAGAAUUCGAAACCGCGGGAGUAUGUACCGGAACAUGGUGGAGCUCUUCUAACUGCAUGUUCUCGUGGGGAUCUCUGCCAUGUUCCACUGAGAUAGCCAUCGAUAUCGGCGACUUUGAAUGGAAAAACAUUGAUACCCUCGAUGCCAAAACCUAUAACGAGAGCCAUCAUAAUACUUGCACAUUCUUGAGUAACACAAAUCCUGAUUCCAACUCACAAGUCUAUGUUUCGACCCAAUCUAACAUUCAUGAAGAAGAAAGUCUCAAUCUAGAACUGCUCGAUAGCUUUCACUUCUUGGAUGACUUUUUACUGAACGAAUCGAGAAAUGUAUCAGUCUUUGAUCACGAGAUUUCACACAAAGCUGAGGAAGAAAUACUUGCAAGAGCUAAUGAGAAAACUGGAGAACUAAAAGAUAUUGACUCAUCUCGGCAAUUAAAAAGACAAAGACUUGAGACACCAUCUCAGUUUCCGAGCUUCAAAGUUCGUAAAGAGAAACUUGGAGAUCGCAUCACCGCACUUCAGCAGUUAGUUUCACCCUUUGGCAAGACAGACACUGCUUCUGUCCUUCAUGAUGCUAUAGAAUACAUCAAGUUUCUUCAAGAGCAAAUCACUGUCUCGAGUAAUCCACACCUGUACUCUAUAAUAAAGGAUCUGUGUUCAGACGAAUCAAACAAUAAUACUAAUGAUGAAGAUUAUAAUCCAAGACAAGACCUUCGAAGCCGCGGUCUUUGUCUGAUGCCGAUUUCAAGUACUUUCUCCACCUCUCCGCCGCAUUUGAAGACAUAUAGUUUCUGGAAUUAAACAGUUAUAAUGAAAACAAAAACUUGACACUAGUACAAAGUACACUACACAUGAACACAUGUAACUUUUUUCGAUAUGGUGAACACAUGUAACUUUUGUUGUAAGAGCUGUAAAGUCUGAUGGUAAUUUGUUUACAGUAUGUGCUAUCUCGUUCGCUUCCUACAAUUUUAGUGGUACCACCGUGAAAUUGUGGAAAGAUAUAAU
This is a messenger RNA of Thlaspi arvense, 1078 nucleotides long. NCBI's taxonomy places the organism in Eukaryota, Viridiplantae, Streptophyta, Magnoliopsida, Brassicales, Brassicaceae. The record is from the annotation of a GenBank genome assembly.